This is a messenger RNA of Paraphaeosphaeria sporulosa, 690 nucleotides long. RefSeq lists its product as uncharacterized. The annotation marks the transcript as partial. NCBI's taxonomy places the organism in Eukaryota, Fungi, Ascomycota, Dothideomycetes, Pleosporales, Didymosphaeriaceae. The record is from RefSeq and is a predicted model, not a curated record. The transcript has a single exon.
ACGGCCACGCAGACACAAGGCAAGAUAGCAGCCAGGGCGACCGAGGAAGAUGAAGCCGGGCCGACGUCAUGUGGAGAGGCAGGCAGCUUUACGCUUAGUUUUGAUGAUUCGACUGUAUCUGGUGAAGACGGCGACAGGCUCCUAGUCAGCGGCAUGAGAAACCCAUACCACCAUCUCUUCUACGCCAAUGGAUUCGCUUACCUUCCCGACAAGUGGGAGCCAUACGCAGCACGUUCGCAGCCCAACGUGGCCGUGUUUCUGCCGCUUGGUAGCAGCUUGCUACCCAACUCUCCGUUUGCAGGAACGAUGCUCCCAGGCGAAUUGGGUGCAGGUCCUCGAGCUUCGGUGGACGCGUACUGGUUCAACGCUCGGUCUGGAUACUUUGGGUGUGCGCUGAACGGCAUCACGCCUUGCACGCUCCGGAUCUCAGGGUACCGGUUCGACGAGGGACUGCAGGGCGAGGUGCUGGUGGCAGAACAGAAUGUGACGAUCCCGCCGUGCUGGGGCUACAUCGACUGCCAGCUCUCGCGAGUUGUGUUCAAGGAGCAAUUCCAAGGGCUGUCUGGGAUCCAGUUCAAUGCGUUCACGUACAACCUGGGGAUAGCACAGAUGUUCAUGAUGGACGACCUGACGAUGGACUGGUACAACAACUCGUGCUCUGCGGGCAUCCUUCGCAUCGGGCACAGUUAG